Paramuricea clavata is the source of this 4015-nucleotide messenger RNA. Lineage: Eukaryota; Metazoa; Cnidaria; Anthozoa; Malacalcyonacea; Plexauridae. The record is from the annotation of a GenBank genome assembly.
AUGGACAACAAAACUGUCAACAAAGGCAAAGAUUGCCUUCACAAUGUUGGUUAUUUUCUUAAACAAGAUCUAUCUGCUAUUAUGGGGCGAGGAAUGAAGCCGUCAAGGCCUUCUCCAACAAUUUGUCAACUGAUGAAACCCUUAGAAUUAUUAUCAAUUGUUCAUGGUAAAAUCCAUGUGGGCAGACAGUGAGACCACAGACAACAGCUUUAUAGUUAUACAUUAUAUCUAAAUAUGUUUACAUCUUGUAAAUGACAGUAAAUAAAACAAAGGUCCAAGAUUAUACGUCCUGCUUUAUUCUGUAGGAUUUGUAGAUCUGUCAUUAGGGUUUCAUUCCCCCGAUCUCCCCAUACUAUGUCAGCAUGGUCAAGAUUUGGCUGAAUAUAGGAAUUGUAAAAUAAUAUUCUACUAUGUAAAGUGUGUAUGAAAUGAAAAUUUCGAUAUCGGGUUUUUUGCAUUUUCUGAAAAUUUGGCCUUUUCCGAUCAUAAAAAUACCAACCUUGUUGAAAAAUUCGAACCAGAAGUUUGUUAAUUUUAUGAUUAAAGUUCGAUUUUGAGACUAUCUACUGGCAAAAGACUGGUACCUAGAAUUCCGGCCUUGUGACAUAUGCAGUGUGACACGUCCAAGUGUCUGACUAUACGAAAACAACAAAAUAUCACAAACAUCAGACAGUUGCCUUUAUAUUUCGCUAUAAAAAUGUCCGAUAACGAAAGCUUUGAAUCACAGACAGGGUCAACAGAUAAUGAGGACAUCGCUGAGCAAUCGUCUGUUGUUCAGCCAUAUCAAUUUGAGCUAGUUGCAGAUGGUGACUAUAAAAAAAUGUAGCUGUUAAUUCAUGGUAAGUAAAGUUAUAAAAGUAAUAUUACAUUAACCCGUUCCUCGACUAUUUAUUACCCUGUUUCGUCUGAUAAGAGAGCUUAUUUUAAGGUGCUCAUGUGGACAUUGUAGCGACGAAUUAUUGCAGGAUGCUAGAGAAUAUAGAUGCUGUAAGGAAAUUUUGGAGUGCAUUGACAAAUUUAUGUUCGAGGACAAGGACGCAGAAUGCAUCACACAACACUGGGAUUAUGCAGUAAGUUGAAAAUGUUCUCGAGUGUGUAUUUCAUAAUUUCCAUACCCAGCACAAGCAGGAAGACAUUGUCUGCCACGGCUGUGUCUUGAACCAGCAACCUUCGAAUUAAUAGAUCGACGCUCUACCAACUGAGCUACACGGUCAGACAGAUUUAAGACUCAUGGAAAUUAUGAACUAUAUACUGAAUGUCAUAAACAUACUCGUUUAUAUUAAUACAGCAUCGAACCAUACUAGUUCUGCAAGUGUUAUGUUAGCCUAUGUUAUGUUAUUGUUCACUCCGUAAUAUGAUAAUAGUCGUCACCCAUCAAACAGUAGCCUACUAGAGAUGCGGGGGCUUUUCUCUGAUAUAAAGUCAGGAAAAAGUAUCAUAAACCAACAAGCAGAACCCAAGAUAAUUAAAUAUCACUAUUUCUUGUAUAUAUUUGUAUUCUAAAUGAUAUCUUGUAUUCUUUGUUAUUAUAAUUUAUCUUUUUUAUAUGUAUAUAUUAGACAAUAUACUAAUAGGUAAUAUUAAAUAGUGACUUGACUUAGCCUUGGGUAGGCAAAUUUUAUAUAUAUUCCGACCAUACAUAAGUAACUUCUUUACUAUUUGCAAACAUGAAAUUAAUGACUCACUGUUUGAUUAUUUAGAUAUCUUUGAGCAGUUGGAUAGUCAGAUGGUAUUUGGCAUGCUGGGAUGGGAGAAUUCCAGACCACUUCCAGCAUGCAUAGUAAAUCAAUAGAAACUGCAUUGCCUUAUAGGGUUAGUACAGAUGCAAACAAGAUUGCGUGCGAGUGCUUAUGUCAGUCACGUCAGUAGACACGCUAUGUCUGUCGCGCAAAACAUGCACACGUUUCUUGCCGAGGUUUUCUAGAGGCGAGAUAAAUACUAAUCUAAUUCUGGUCUAUUUCGUGUACAAAAACAUGCAACUAGAUGUAAUAGAUUCUCAAUGUGAAAUUAACAAAUAAUUGUGAGUGAACGUAAAUUAUAUAAUGAAGUAGAGCCCAUCAUUAUAAGCAGCUAUAUUAAAGUCCUUUUACCCUAUCGUAUUUUACCACGCUAUAUAUGCAUUUCAAAAUUUGUUUGUUUUGGAAUGGUCAUGCUAUGGCAUAAUGUCAGUAAAUGUAGAUAUUUAGUAUUAAUUUCCAUGUUAUGCUUACACUAGUUACUACAAUGUUUGCCAUAAUUAAUAUCAGCUAUAGCCUAUAUACAUAAUAUGCGGUCUGAGACCUACAACGUAGACAUAGUCCCUUGUCUCAUAGCAUUUUCGGCCGCCUAUAUACGCUACAACUCAUCAUGUUGUAAUGUAUUGUAUCUAUACAUUGAAAGCAAUGUCUACAGAAAGUUGAUUCGUUUCAAUUUUCAUCAAAAUCUCUCAAAAACCCAAUUCUAACCAGAUGAAACUAUAAUUUUAAUAGUGUUUACAUAUCGAAAGGUUGCACUGUGUCACACUGCAUACAUCACUGGCUGCGCGAUUGAAUGUCAGGAAUUUUGCCAGUAGAUAUAGUCUCAAAAUCGAACUUUAAUCAUAAAAUUAACAAACUUGUGGUUCGAAUUUUUCAACAAGGUUGGUAUUUUUAUGAUCGAAAAAGACCACAUUGAAAAUUCCUGAAAGAAAAUGCAAAAAACCCAGUAUCGAAAUUUUCAUUUCAUAUGCACUGUAACGGUAAAUAGUCUUUAAUACAUUUAAGCAGUCCCAACUUCGUGUUAAUUUUAGAUUUAACAAAUUCAAUAUGAUCAUGCCAUGUCAGGUUAUUAUUUAUCAUUACGCCAAGAUACUUAUACUACUGUACUUCUUCCAGGGGCACAUUCCACACGGAAUGGCAAUAAAAAUCCUCUUCUUUUGACCUCAAAGUGGAGAGUAUUUCGAUACAAAUAGGUAAAUCUGUCAACAGGACAACAGCAUUAUGGCGACGACAGUCAUGACACAAUUAUGGUGCAAGCAUAAUAAAGUGGCAAUUUCCAAUCUCUCAAAAUUUACAUUUUACUCUGAAAAUGGCUCUGCUGUCCAAACUUUUUAAACAUGACGUCAAAAUACAUAGGACCCAGCAGUAAUAGUUUCUUUUCUUUUCAAAUUUAUCAUGCUGAGAAUAGUUUGCAUAUAAUUAUAAGCAUCUACGAAACAUGUGAAUAAGACAGUGAAUUUAAAUAUAUGCAUGAAAUAUGUACAUAAUUUUAAUUAAUUAUUCAUAAAACAGUUGGAAAUGCAGUCGCUGACUGUUGCUCUGUUAGAUUUUCAAAAAUAAAUAGUCAAAUCGUUGAUGAUUUUGUGAAGCUAAACGGCAUUCGUACAGCCGGCUCAGUUUGGUACUGCUCUAAACUACUAAAGCUUGCAGACAGUACAGUCCUGGCAUUGCAUUCUAAGGACUUCUAAAUAAAAAAAACUUGAACAUGUUACAUAUUGUGAAUACGAUUAAAAACCAGCUGGCAUAAUAUUUUAUUUAAAAACAAACAAGUAACACAAUUUUCAAAUUCAUUUUUACAACAAGUUAUGUUUGUAGUGCAUGUAGAUCAACUUACACAAACAUAAUGUAGAUACAUCAAAUUAUUAUCAUUACGAUUGUGUGCUCCAUGCUUGCAGAUAAUACAAGUUUGCUGCAACAGUUGCAAACUAUUUUGAGUACAAUUAUUAUAAUCCUUUAUCUUCAAGAUGUUAUGGCAGUGGUCAAUCGCUAAGAGGUUGGGAACGCAACAGACUAGCUUUAUCAUUUGAGACAAGAGCAUCUGCAAAGCAAAAGUCGCGUGCUGGUGGGAUUGUAACAUGGGACACAGAGGUGCUUAAAGAAGUAAACUCGUAUGACAGUGAGAGAGCAGUAAACUGGUCCGAGCUAGCAAGAAAAUAUCAUGUGAAGAAAGCGAAUGGAGAACAUGCCAAGAAUGGUGGCCAAAUCAUCAGGAAGGAAAUGGUAGUGAAGAAGGAAGAAUUAACUGUGGAAGGCAGAAAGGUGCCACUGGCAGAGAUUAG